Molecule: messenger RNA, 5420 nt
Organism: Oncorhynchus gorbuscha (pink salmon)
Lineage: Eukaryota; Metazoa; Chordata; Actinopteri; Salmoniformes; Salmonidae
Product: SLIT and NTRK-like protein 3
Exons: 10
Coding region: 383-3307 (974 amino acids)
Biological process (GO): axonogenesis; positive regulation of synapse assembly; regulation of presynapse assembly
Cellular component (GO): GABA-ergic synapse; postsynaptic density membrane
Molecular function (GO): protein binding
Source: RefSeq, a predicted model, not a curated record
GAGGGGAAGUGGUGCGCUUUUUCUACGGUUCUCUCUCUCUCUCUCUCUCUCUCUCUCUCUCUCUCUCUCUCUCUCUCUCUCUCUCUCUCUCUCUCUCUCUCUCUCUCUGUAUGUCUCUCUGUAUGUCUCUCUCUCUCUCUCUCUCUCUCAUCCACAUUGCAGUCCUGUCACGUUCCCUCUGCUCCCCCCAUCCGCCUCAACCGCUCCAGGAGAGGCAAGGAGAGAGGGAAGGAAGAGUGCAGCUGAAAAGCAAACAGACAUGUCGACAGCCAACGCAUAAAGUCUCCCAUCGGCUGUUCGUGGAUUUCUUCGCGGGACCUGAUGUGGUGAGGGGUGGGUGUGUGCCGCUGCCCUGGGCUGGGCUGAAGGCAGAGGAGGUAGGAUGCUGUGGCUCUCCCUGCUGUCUGUGGUGGUCCUGGGUUGUGUGACCCCGACCCAGACACACACUCACACACACACCCCGACGCCCACCUCCACACACACCCCUAUGGUGGACAGCUCGGAGGAGGAGGUGGACGAACCGUGCUUCGAGCCGUGCACGUGCGAGGUCAAAGAGGGAGUGUUGCACGUGCACUGUGAUGGGCGGGGCUUCACUAACGCCAGCCAGGUGUCCCAGUCUUGGCUCCGCCCCUUCAAGCUCAAUCUGCAGAGGAACUCCUUGAGGCGUCUCUACAGCAACGGCUUCCUGCACCAUAGCAAUGCCGUGGCGAUAAACCUAGGCAACAACGCGCUGCAGGACAUCCGUGCCGGGGCGUUUCAUGGUCUGGGGACACUGAGACGCCUCUACCUCCACGAGAACAAGCUGGAGGUGUUCCGCAACGACACCUUCUCUGGCCUGGAGGCACUGGAGUACCUGCAGGCCGACUACAAUGUCAUCAAACGCAUCGACAGCGGGGCGCUACGCUACCUGCAUAAAUUACGAGUGCUCAUCCUCAACGACAACCUGAUCCCUGCUCUGCCUCCUCACCUCUUCAGAUCUGUGUCUCUGACCCACCUGGACCUGCGGGGGAACCGUCUGAAGAGCCUGGCCUACGCCGGGACCCUGGAGUACGUGGGCCGUAGCCUGAUGGAGCUCCAGCUGGAGGAGAACCCCUGGAUCUGUGGCUGUGAGGCAGUCCAGCUGCAGACCUGGCUGGGACACAUCCCCUACACCGCAGUGGUGGGGGACAUCACCUGCGAAUACCCCUUCCACCUGCACGGGAAAGACCUGAGGGAGAUACCACGCAAAGAACUGUGUGCCGGAGAGGUGGAGGGAGAGGGGGAGAAGGAGGGAGACAGGGAGAAGCACGGAGGGGUACAGCCUCCUCAGCAUCCGAAAGUGAACCCCAAGCCUGGGAGGCCCAGACCAACCAAGCCGUCCUCCAUGGUUCACCACCAGAACACACAUACCUCAUCUUCUUCAACUUCAUCAUCGGCGGAGCGGAGGGGGAGAGAGAGGUCCCCUCGGCCCACCAAGCGUCCCCGGCCCUCCAGGAUGCCCCCCACCCAGCGUAGCCUCCUCCCCAACCAGCCCCCUCCUAUCGCAGGGUACCAGACUCGCCCCCCCAUCCCCAUCAUAUGUCCUCUGGGGUGCACCUGUAACCUCCACAUCUCAGACCUAGGAUUGACAGUCAACUGUAAGGAGAGCGGCUUCAACAACGUGUCCCAGCUCAUGCCACGCCCCCUCAACGGACGGAAGCUGUACCUCAGCGGCAACCUCAUCCAGCGGAUCUAUAAGUCAGAUUUCUGGAAUUUUUCCAGUCUGGAUCUACUUCACCUGGGAAACAACCGGAUCUCCUUUAUUCAGGAGGGAGCGUUCUCCAGCCUGCCGGCCCUGAGGAGUCUCUACCUGAACGGCAACAACCUGCAGAGGCUUAGCCCACACAUGUUCCUGGGUCUACUUAACCUCAGGUACCUGUACUUUGAAUACAAUGAGAUCGGUGUGGUGGAGGCGGGAGUGUUCAGCCCCAUGCCGUCUCUCCAGCUGCUCUUCCUCAACGCCAACCUGCUGAGGUCACUUCCUGUCGGAGUGUUCCAGGGCAUCUCCCUCUCUCGCCUCAACCUCCGCAACAACCACUUCCUCAGCCUGCCUGUAGAGGGGGUGUUAGAGCACCUCACUGGACUGGUGCAGGUGGACCUGCAGCAGAACCCAUGGGAGUGCCGGUGUGAUGCGGCCCCUCUGAAGCGUUGGCUGGAGGGCCUGAGUGCGGUGGUGGUGGUGGGGGAGGUGGUCUGUCACUCACCAGAAGAGACCGCAGGUACAGACCUUCGCUCUCUUUCCCUGGACCUCCUCUGUCCAGACCUGGACACCCACCAGGCCACGGUGGAGAACCAUGGGGAGUGGAACAGCUCCACAGCCCCAGACGGUGAUUUCUCUCUGGGCUACCCCGUGCCAGGCCAUGGCCCCCUGGGUCCCCUCACCAAGACUUCCAUCCCUCUGUCGGUGUUGGUUCUCAGCCUGCUGGUGCUGUUCGUGUCGGCGUUCUUUGCGGCAGCGGCGCUGAUCGCCUAUGCCCUGAGGAGGCGGGACAAGCUGCCGUUCCGGCGGCAGGGUGAGGUGGAUCUGGCCGGGAUCCAGAUGGAAUGUGGGAUAUUCACCGAGCAGCAGCACCACAGGUUACCGGUACCAAAGACCCCUCCUCCGUCUGCCUUGCAGCAUAGCCUCGUCUACGAUAGCAUCCUCCCCGUCGUUCCUGGCCCUAACCUCAGUCCCUCAACACACAUGUGCAGUAGCCCAGUCUAUAAGAAUGAGGAUGAUUCAGUGGUGAGGCAGCAACAGCAGCAGUUCUCUGCCUCUAAAGAGAAAGGGAACGUGGGAAGACACGGCUCAGGGGUGGGGAGAGAGAGCGAAGGACACUAUCGUUUGGUGGCAGAGAGAGAGCGAGAGUGUAACAUGGAGGUGUCCCCCCCCUCCAUCAGUACCGUUGCCGGAGCAGUGGGACCCCCUCUUUCAGAUCUCCACGGAAACGGGACCCUCUGCCCAACGGUCAUAGACAGCCAGGGCCCCACUCCCAAGGUGGGAUUGGUUGACUGCCUGUUUGGGAUCUCUGGAAUGUCCGCCGCCGUCCCAGAGUUCCGAGACCUGCCGGACAGGUAUACACGUCCCCCACCACCCCGCUAUCCCCACCCUCCACAACCCCCUCAGCCCCCCGAACCCAAAGAGGAAACUAGAGCCAGCCAAUCACUCGUGGUUACUACACUGACAGCGUGCGCGGGGCCAAGCAGUAGUAAUCAGAGCCAGAACUCAGAGUUUCCGCGAGAGUUGAGAAUGAGAAUCAGUACCAAGCCGGAUUACAUGGAAGUCCUGGACAGAUCUUAUCAGUUCUAAUAGAUGUUCUAAUGUUACCAAGGAACCGCUGGCGUUGACAAUAAAUUACUCCUCUAAUAUGUCAUGUCUUGAACAUGUUGAUAUGCAGAGGUAAACCUGUGUGUGGGGAGAGCUGUUAGGACUAGGAGGAAGUUACUCUUAGAUGAGGCUUUGGAAAUGAUAAGCUGAUCCUAGAUCAGUGCCUGAGAUUAGCAAUUAUUUUUUGUAACAUUGAUGACUAAGUAUCAGAUCAGGCUUUUUUUAUUCCCAGCAUCACAAAACAAGACAAUGUGGUGGGUGUGUGUUCAUUGUGUAUCUUUGUGGUAGGUACAGACCUUCGCUCUCUUUCCCUGGUGGGUGUGUGUUCAUGCUAGACAAUACAGUGGGUGGGUGUGUGUUCAUGUUAGACAAUACAGUGGGUGGGUGUGUGUUCAUGUUAGACAAUACAGUGGGUGUGUGUGUGUUCAUUUUUGCUCUCUAAAGACCUGCUGAUGAGACACUCAGUUGCUCUACCUCUCCAGUAACAUCAUGAAACACAGUGAGAGAGAGAGAGACUGAGACACAGGGAGGAGUCAGGAAUGAAGUGGUAAACAGAGGGGGGGGUGUAAACGCAGAGUCCCAGUCUGACGGGUGUCUAAUGUAGCAUGUAACACUUUCCAUAUGAAAAGAACGUGGAAGACGUGUUGAAGUGUGUUUACCCUGGACACUACAUCCCUGGUAUUAGUGUCACUGUGUCUGAGUGUUACUGUGGACCACAGGAUGCUGGUGGUACCUUCAUUGAGGAGGACGGGCUCAUUGUAAUGGCUGGAACAGAAUAAUGGAACGGUAUCAAACGUGUUGGGUACCAAUCCAUUCACUCCAUCCCAGCCAUUAUUAUGAGCCGUCCUCCUCUCACUAGCCUCCUGUGGUGUGGAAAGAGGGAGAUAUGACACAGUCAAGUGCCUUAGCAACUAGCAGCCAGACCUGGGUCUAAUACACAUGUCCGAUACUUUCAAAAAGUGCUUGAGAUGAGUUUGGAUUUAGCUUACACACUUAUGGGGCUAUUCCGUUGGUGCCACAGUUGUACUGGGCAAACUAACUCAAAGGCAGCUCAAGUACAGUAUUUGAAUGUAUUUGACACACGUAUUUGACCAGGGCAGCAGCCAGCAAGUGGUCAAGGCUUAUUUUUCUAGGAAGAUCUAUUUAUCUAAACAGAGGUUUGAAUAUUAAUGGCCGGGACUCAGAGCUGCUCUGGGAAAUUGAGGGCCCUAUUCAAUCAAAAGCUGAAACUGUAUUUCCCGGAUUCUAGUCAAAAGUAGCCUUCCUCAUGUGAAGAGACAGAGGAGUAUAUUUGCAUUUGUAAGAGUUUAUUUGCCUUUGUAUGUUUGCAUUUCCUGAAUAGGGCUCUGAGUGUGUUUGUUCUCAGGUGGAAUAUAAGGACCUGCGGGAUGCGAGAGAACCAUGAGACACCGCUAUAAACUCCUAAAGGGGAUGUUGACUUGACUACCUUCAUCGGACAAACGGCAGUCAAGUCACUUUAAUGGAUUUAAAGUGGGGGAAAAGAACAGAAAACCAGGACAAAGCGUUUCGACACGAGAAAGACACUUGAAAUAUCGAUUAUUAUCUUUUAAAGGAGGUACCUUUUUAUGCUUUUAUCUCCUACAAAUAUUAGAGGAAAUUGUGAAUAUAUUUAUUCUUAGUUUCUUGUGUGUUGGAGCUUUGCUACUGUAUGGGAUCAUAUUAUAUCAGUGUAUAGCAGAGAUGGCCAAUCCUCCUCCUGGAGAGAUACAGGGUGGUUUCCACUGGUUACCACAACCACAAAGUCAAGAUUGGCUGCAUAUAAAAAAAUAUGGGAUUUUUUUGUUGUAUUUUUGGUCUUAAUUUAAGGUUAGGGUAAGGCAUAAAGUUAGCAGUGUGGUUCACGUUAGGAUUAAGAUUAUUGUUAGGUUUAAAAUCACAUUUUAAGAAGAGAAAUGGGCUGUGGAAGCUAGUAACGACCCUACUGUAGGUGUAGGCUUUUGCUCCAGCCCAACAUAAACACAGCUUGUUCAGAUGGUAAUCUCUGCAGGAGGAAGUUUGGCCAGCCCUGGUGUAAAGGACAGUUCUGCAUCUGGUUUAGCCUUCUCUACAGUGACCACAUCAUAUAUACAAUAAA